AUGAACUUCGAAAGGACAGAUGCGGGCGCGUCGCAGACUUAUCAGCAGCAGGCUGGAUCCAUCACGAAAGGGUCUUAUGUGAUGCUCAAAGGCCAUCCCUGUAAGAUCAAGGAGGUGAACACCUUCAGUCCCGGCAAGCAUGGGCACGCCAAGGCGCAUCUGGUCGGGCUCGACAUCUUUACGGGAAAGAAGUAUGAGGAGACCUCACAGACGUCGCACAGCAUGGAGGUGCCAGUGGUCACAAAGACGGAGUAUCCGCUGAUGAAUCUGAAUGCUGACACUGGUGCUGUCAGUCUGCUUCAAGACAAUGGUGAGUUGAAGAUCGACCUGAACCUUCCUGGAGCCGGGAAGGCCAAUGAAGAGGACACGCUCCAGGCCGAUAUUCUACGGGCCUUUGGCAACGAUUUACUGAUCACCGUGGUGGUCAUUGCAGCCUGUGGCAUGGAGAAGAUCGUCAGCUUCACGGCCACGGACUAG
Messenger RNA from Symbiodinium natans, 477 nucleotides. Lineage: Eukaryota; Dinophyceae; Suessiales; Symbiodiniaceae. The record is from the annotation of a GenBank genome assembly.